This is a messenger RNA of Dinoponera quadriceps, 2814 nucleotides long. It is a transcript of the gene Deaf1, whose product is annotated as deformed epidermal autoregulatory factor 1 homolog. Gene Ontology annotation, molecular function: RNA polymerase II cis-regulatory region sequence-specific DNA binding; DNA-binding transcription activator activity, RNA polymerase II-specific. NCBI's taxonomy places the organism in Eukaryota, Metazoa, Arthropoda, Insecta, Hymenoptera, Formicidae. Bases 342 to 1769 code for a protein of 475 amino acids. The transcript is spliced from 4 exons. Gene Ontology annotation, biological process: positive regulation of transcription by RNA polymerase II. The record is from RefSeq and is a predicted model, not a curated record.
CUUCCACUCACUUACUGAGCCCUGUAAGCGGCGAGUCCGGAGGUGUAGAAUCUCGACGGUGUUUCCCACAGUCCCUUCAUCGUGGAUUGUGAGUGGCACGGUUGUCCGUAAGUCGAAAUUUCAAAUUCCCCGUUCCUCUCGUUGCGUCGGGGCGCUCACGUGCACAGGCACAUACACAGGGAGAAAGAGGGCCUCGGUUCGUCUAUCUAUCGGUCCGCCGGCGUUUGAACGAAUCGGACACCGCGCUGCGGCGCUGCCGGACGGAGCGUGCGCCGACGCCAUUGCGUGGCAAGCGAGCGAGCGAGCGGCGCGAGAGGCGAGGCGAGGCGAGAACAGCCGAAAUGGAGGAGAGCCAAACAUCGGAAAGUGUCGCCGUGCUACCGGACAUGUCCGAACCGUUGACGAGCGAGACCGAGGAGGCGGCCGCGCUAACGAGCGAGCACGAGGCGCAUCCCGUCGCGGUCACGGCGAGCGUCACUACGGUACCGGGCGUUCCUGGUGUUCCCGGGGUCGGUGUGCCGGUUUCCCUGCCUGUGGGCUCCAUCAUCGGCGUAGCUAACUCUACCAAUGGCACGACCUUCAACGUCAUCACGCCGGAGCAGCUGCAACUGCACUCGGGGCCAGGGCAGCUCCGGCAGAUGCUGUGCGUCGACAACGGCUUCAUCUGUGAGCCGCGUGGUGACAAGGACACGGAUCCCCUGCGUUGGAACGGUGAGCUGAAGGCUACUCAUAUAGUGAUUCAAAACAGCACGGAUGAAACAGAAUCGGAACAAAUCCACGUGUCCACACCUAGCUCCCAGCAGAUAUACAGCUGGUCCGAAUCAGCUAACUUAGCGAUACUGCCCGUCAGAUGUAAAAACACAAAUGCUGAACUGCACAAAAGCAGAUUUGGAUCUGGCGGCAGGGGACGUUGUAUUAAGCUUGGUACAGAUUGGUACACACCCAGUGAAUUCGAGGCCCUCUGUGGGAGAGCAUCUAGCAAAGACUGGAAGCGAAGUAUUCGGUUCGGUGGCAGGAGCCUGCAAACUCUUAUCGACGAACAGAUCUUGAAACCCCACGCCACUUCCUGUACCUGCGCUGCCUGUUGCGACGAUGACAAUGCAACAGGUCCAGUGCGUUUGUUCACCCCGUACAAACGUCGGAGAAGGAGGGACACGUCCGACGGAGAGGGCGCUCCCUUGCGCAAGCACAAGCAGGAAAACUCGCGGGAUGGUAGCAAUAAUGACGAGAGCGACAAUGAAGUCGUCGUGCCUGACAAGGAGGUCUGGCCGCAGUUCGUUUCAACGGACGGCGGAUUGGUUGUGCAGCAGCCCCAGGAGCAGGACCCUAUUGUGCAGAACGUGCAUCAGAUCGAGAACGGGCAGGGCGACGAUAUGUUCAAGAAAUUUGACGAUUUGUCGGCCAAGAUGUUGAAGCUGGCUUAUGACUUUAGACGUGCUUUGGAUGAAGUGAAGGAGUUGUACAGGCAACAGAGGAGGGAGCAGGCACUGGUCGCGCAACUCGGAGGACGGACGGACGUUAUCGAGACCGUAGGACUGCAACCGGCGCCUGAUACGCAUAACAAGAAGUGUGCCAACUGCAAUCGAGAGGCGCAAGCGGAAUGUUCCCUGUGUAGACGCACACCGUACUGUUCUACGUUCUGCCAACGUAAAGAUUGGGCGAGCCAUCAGGUGGAAUGUGUUAGGGGCGCGGCCGAGACUGUAAUGCUUAUAGUGGAAAGUAGCAGUACAGAUACGAGCGCGCUUCCAACGACCGCGACGGACCAAUAGCUAGUGUUCCUCACGCCAAUUCACCAAAGGAAUCUAAAGGGCGAGAAGUCUGGCGUGAAAACGGAGUUCAAGAAUAAGAAUACUUGAGAAGCGUUCAAGCUACAAGAGUUAAAACGGUGUAUAUAUAUAUAUGUAGGCACAUGCGGUAGAAGAUGUUUUGUACGUACGUUAAGUUAAAUUAUAAAAAGAAGAAGGAGAAGAAAAACACUCACAACUCUGAAAAGUCUGUGAAGAACUUCGCGGUUUUUGGAAACCAUGUCCAGAUUCAACGUAGUUACGUAGUAACGAGACAGUAUGUCUUUUGUACCGGACGGUAUGAAAGUAUGCGCAUUGUAUAUACAUUGUUUUGUAUGAUGUUCGGUUUUAGAUUAACCCUGGGUCGCGUGUGGUCAGUGGCUACCGAUGAUUAGAUUUAGACAGCGGCCUAAAGAUCCAACGACCCGCAUGAACACUUCGUCAGUUACGUUUGUGCGAUCAGCAUGAGACCGAUUUGAUUAAUUCGCCGAUGUUACGCGUGAAAAUAUUUCUAGUAUAACUGCAUAAACGGCAUUUAUAUACUAGAAUAUACCACAGAUUUACGUUGUUCCCAAGAAGAUCUGUAUAUUCCGAUCUUGCUUCAUUUCAAUCCUUUUAUAUCGAGAAUGAUGAAGACAAAUGGUAAGUUAGCCGGACGUGAUUUACAGACGCUUUCCAUCAAGAAUGUUUACGUAAUGUUAUGUUUAUGUUAUAAAUGUUUGUACAUAUAGUAUAACUCCCUCCCCUAGUAAUUGGAACAUUGGAAAUCAUCAAAUCGGUUUUAAGCUCGUCACGUAAAUGUAGAUUACAGUAUUGCUGGAAGUUUUUUUUUUUUUUUAAACGUGUAAUAUCGGUGGUUAUCAACAUUGUAGAUUAUCAAAUACGAUAUCUGUACUGUUGCUAAAACUCCGUUGGGCUGUUGUAUAAAUGUAAUCAUUGACAUUUCCGAAAAUGCGCUGCAACUUAAAAAAGUUUUAAGUCAGUGUAUUUUUAUGUGCUGAUAUAUAUAUAUAUAUAUAAAUAUAUAAAU